AUGGACGUCUCCAGCCAUCGUGUUUGGCUUCCGAGGCGGCACUACUUUGAAGUGACCGAUCAGCCAUGGUUUCCUCAAUUCCUGAGGGAGAAAGUCCAGGACUAUCUGACACUAGCUUGGAUCAAUAAAUUCCCAAUCAUCCAACCCACCUGUCCAGCUGCCCUCGUUGCCCGCCUCCUGUCCACAGUCCUUGGUCCUCGAGUUUCUGAAUAUGUCUAUGUGGACUUUGCGUCCGGUGCAGGCGGGCCUACUCCUUACAUUGAGGGCUUCUUGAAUAAAGAACUCCGUGAGGAGGGUAAACAAGACGUCAAGUUUGUCCUCACCGACAUCAGCCCGCACGUGGCUGCGUGGGGCGCCAUCUCAAAGAAGAGUGAGAAUAUCAGCUUCGUGGGGCAAAGUGUAGAUGCUACAAAUGCUCCAAGCGCCGAUACUCUUCUCAAGGAUGUGCCCGAUGCGAAAGACAAGAAAGUCAUGAGGCUGUUCAGCUUGGCUUUCCACCAUUUCGACGAUGAUCUUGCAGCAGAUGUUUUAGAGAACACUAUCCAGACGUCAGACGGCUUUUGCAUCUUCGAGUUGCAAUCUCGACAUUUAUCCUCUUUCCUCCUUGUCAGCCUGCUUUGGCCUCUAGCAAUGCUGAGCACGCCGCUCUACUUCCUGCAUUCUCCUGGUCACCUUUUCUUCACUUAUCUUGUCCCGAUUGUACCAUUUAUCUGGGUGUACGAUGGCUAUAUAUCUUGUCUUCGUACGAGAACUCCCGAUGAAGUUCGGGAUCUGAUGCGUAAAAGGGUUCCCAGCGAUGAGCUGGCGCGGUGGUCCUUCAAGACAGGUACAGUCUGUCACACGUGGCCAAUAGGGUUUCUCAACUGGAUUAUUUGUUAUAAAGAUGUUUAA
Exophiala aquamarina CBS 119918 is the source of this 891-nucleotide messenger RNA. RefSeq lists its product as uncharacterized. The record is from RefSeq and is a predicted model, not a curated record. Lineage: Eukaryota; Fungi; Ascomycota; Eurotiomycetes; Chaetothyriales; Herpotrichiellaceae. The coding region runs from base 1 to 891 and encodes 296 amino acids. The transcript has 3 exons.